Messenger RNA from Rhinolophus ferrumequinum (greater horseshoe bat), 954 nucleotides. Its product is annotated as NACHT, LRR and PYD domains-containing protein 12-like. Gene Ontology annotation, cellular component: cytoplasm. Gene Ontology annotation, molecular function: protein binding. The transcript has 7 exons. Lineage: Eukaryota; Metazoa; Chordata; Mammalia; Chiroptera; Rhinolophidae. Gene Ontology annotation, biological process: negative regulation of inflammatory response; cellular response to cytokine stimulus; positive regulation of MHC class I biosynthetic process. The record is from RefSeq and is a predicted model, not a curated record.
AUGGAUCUUCUGGCUAUGUCAUUCUGUGUAAAAAGCAGUCACAGUCACCUCUCAUUGACUCUGAAGUGUCACCACCUACUUGGAUUUGAGGAGGAAAAGCGAGCCUCAGCAUUCAUACCACCAGCCUUGACCUCUAACCAGUCCUUCCAGCUGCGCAAUUUGCCAGCGUCUCAGCUACACUUGCUCUGCCAACCACUGCGUAAUCCAUAUUGUAAAAUCAAAGACCUGAAGAUGAUUUUCUGCCACCUCACAGUUUCCUGUAGUAGGGACCUCUCCUUAGUAUUUGAAACUAACCAGCAUCUGACAGAUUUGGAAUUUGUUAAAAAUACCCUGGAAAAUUUAGGAAUGAAGAAGCUCCUGUGUGAAGGAUUAAAACAGCCAAACUGCAUCUUACAGACAUUGAGGUUGUUUGCUAGCUUUCUCCCUGAAAGCUCAGAGGCCUUUUGCAAGUAUCUUGCCUCUGUUCUCAUUUGCAAUUCAAACCUCACUGAGCUGGACCUAAGUGAAAAUCCCCGGGGGGACACAGAGGUGAAGUAUCUUUGUGAAAGUCUCAGACAUUCCAACUGUAAAGUGGAGAAACUAGAAUUGUGGACCUGUCACCUGGCUGGAGAGUGUUCUCAGGAGUUGUGCAAUGCACUCUACACCAUUGAACACCUGAGAGACCUUGACCUCAGUGACAAUGCCUGAGGGGAUGAGGGCAUGCAGGUGCUGUGUGCAGGGUUGAAACACCCUUUCUGCAAACUACAGAUCUUGCGGUAAAUUCUUUUCAUUUUUCAUACCAUUGACACAGAUCAUUUACAUGAAGAAACAUUCAGAAAGAUGGAAGCUUUAAAAGUGAGCAAGCCACUGUUGUUUCCACAAAAACACCAGAUAAGACAAGUGGAGAAAGGGAAUGCCAGGCAAGGAAAACAGCACAAAGUACAUGAAGUAGGAGGUAAUGUGGUGCAGGAUUGA